Molecule: messenger RNA, 1352 nt
Organism: Haliotis rufescens (red abalone)
Lineage: Eukaryota; Metazoa; Mollusca; Gastropoda; Lepetellida; Haliotidae
Product: L-threonine 3-dehydrogenase-like
Exons: 5
Coding region: 140-1207 (355 amino acids)
Molecular function (GO): oxidoreductase activity; zinc ion binding
Source: RefSeq, a predicted model, not a curated record
ACGACCUUGUUCUACUUUGCUCGGCAUUGAGCAGGUGAGGUUUCGACUCUUAUCUUCCAGCGUCCAACCGUCUGUCACGAAGGCAGUACAUGCUCUCCUCUCAGCCCAGUAACACACUGCUAGUUGCACCAGCGGAAACAUGGCUUCCAACAUCCCUAAAAUCAUGAAGGCACUUGUCAAGAAGAACGAAGAAGAGUCGUAUGUCUAUGAAAGCAUUCCUGUGCCCGAUCCAACGGGAGAUGAGGUGCUCAUCAAAGUAGAUUCUGUGGCAAUCUGUGGCUCCGACAUCAACCUGUACAAAUGGAAUGACGUGGCACGUGUGAUCGCCACCAUUCCCUUUGUCCCAGGUCACGAGUGUGCAGGGACUGUGGUCAAGUGCGGACCUGAAGCCCAGCUCACAGUUGGGGCCAAAGUCGGGGUGGAGAAUCACUACUACUGCGGGUCAUGUCACCAGUGCAAGUAUGACAACAGGGCGAUAUGCAGGAAUAUGGGCCAGUUCGGCCACGGCAAACAGACCCAGCAUGGGGGGUGCUCUGAGUACACGAUUGUGCCAGCCCGCUACCUGUACGUCUUGAAAAGAAAUUUGUCUGCUGAUGAGAUCGCCCUGCUGGAACCCUUAGGCGUAUCCCAUAAUGCAAUAGAGAAGCUGGAGGUGAAAGGAGAAGAUGUACUCGUCAUUGGCUGUGGGCCUGUCGGACUCCUUGCUAUUGCUUCAGCCAAGGCUCUUGGUGCUAACAGGGUGAUUGGGGCUGAUAUUGACGACUCCAGACUAGAACUAGCUAAAAAGAUGGGAGCCGAGGUCACCGUUAACACCCUCAACAAGUCUAUCAAACAGUUUAUAGAGAGCUUCACUGACGGCCUGGGCAUAGGGCGAGUGUGUGAAUGUAGUGGGGCGCCACCUAUGGUCAACAUCAGCUUCUCUCUGCUCAGGAAGGGCGGUCGUAUUGUGAUGGUUGGUCUGCCCAAACAGCCUCUCCACGUGGAGAAUGUACUGCAGGAUAUUGUAUUCAAGUCGCUCACACUGAAGACUGUGCACGGGCGGAUGAUCUAUCAUACCUGGGGCGAGAUAGAGAACUUAGUUGCAGACGGCAAGAUCGAUGUCAACAAGAUUAUCUCUCAUAAAUUUCCAAUGUCCAAAUAUGAGGAGGCCUUCACGGCCCUGUUUAGUGGUAAAGCGUGCAAAAUCGUCAUUGACCCCAGCAACUGAUUCUGAGUUGCCAAAUCUGUCUCACUGCGUGGGGUUACCGUCUCUCAAGAAAGCGAAAUACCACCUGUGCAGACUUUAUAUUGAAAUAACCUAGAUAACAAGAAAAAUCAACUAUUGCUGAUAAAAAUUAAUACAAUUAUUUUAA